Messenger RNA from Exserohilum turcica Et28A, 1251 nucleotides. RefSeq lists its product as uncharacterized. Bases 1 to 1251 code for a protein of 416 amino acids. The transcript has a single exon. The record is from RefSeq and is a predicted model, not a curated record. NCBI's taxonomy places the organism in Eukaryota, Fungi, Ascomycota, Dothideomycetes, Pleosporales, Pleosporaceae.
AUGGGCAAGCUCCUUCAGCCACCACCAUGCUACACCGACGACCCUGACGCCUUAUCGCUCCACACCACUCCAGACGACUACCCAUAUGCCGACCUACCCGGGGCUUCUGGACUCCCGCCCUCCUACGACGACAGUGAAGCCAGCAACACUGCUGCCGGUGCUUCAGCAGUCCCAAUCCACCAUGUCGCUCCACCUACGACGCGAACCGACCACAACAACCCCAGCUUCAAGAAGGGCAGGCCCUGUGUGAUGGAGACGGUCGACGUUAUGGAGCCCACGUAUGACACCGACCCGGCCAAGCUCGAGGACGCUAUCCGGACAUAUGCUAGAACGUCACCCGUGCCCGUGGUGUACAUCAUGGGCACCCACAAGGAAACGGUCAAAAAGGGGGACAAAAAAGAGACGCAGGAUAUCACAGACUUCCGCCUCGCCAUCAACCUCCGCCGCUACAUCCACUACAACUUUGAUGAAACAGACACGUCCACAAUGUCCCUCGUCACCGCCUCCAACGGCGAGAAAACUCACCGCGGCACCAUUCUCAAGAAACGUGCGCCGGGCGUCAAGCAAGACAUUGAAGUUGGCAGCGCCGCAGCUCCCACGCUGACCGAGUGGUGCCACCGCUACUGUGCCUCGCCGCGUGCCCUUCGCAUCUUCCGCCUCCGCCGCCAAGUCACCGGCCUCGACGAGACACACCUCAGGAACCGCAUCGAAGGCCUCAUCCGCUCGACAAACUACCGCGGCGACAUCCGCGUCACAUUCCCCGUUGAGGAGCGAAAUAUUGACAUUUACACGUCCACCCGCAUCAAUGCUCUCCGCCUAAAACGCUGGGUGUGCUGGCUCUUCUACCUGACGUUUCUCUGGAUCUUCUCCUGGCCAAUUCUGUUCUUCGCUACAAAGCGAUAUGCAGUCGUGCGCGCCGAAUGGCCUUUUUCCAGCGUCGACGAGCAUGGCAAUAAAAGGUACACGACUGUCAGCGAGGAACAGUGGUUCGAGAUGUGGCAGGUGGCGAUUCGUCGGCUGGUACUGGAUCGCUUCCAGGGCGAGGCCAGCGAGGAAAUGAUGCGCGGUGUCAUGCAAAGACCAGAGGACCCAAGGACUCCUGGGUCGCUGACGGGGCAUGCGGGUGUAGAUGGUGCGCUGGGUGUGCUGAGCCAGGGAAUGAGGGUCGCGAGGGCGAUCCAGGGAGGUAACGGGCUCGAGGUGAAUUUUGGAAGGGGAAAUGUACAGGGCGGAUGGGGGUAUGACUGUUGA